AUGCGUCUUCUUUCUGUUUUGGGAAUUGUUGGUCUGGCUGCUGCUGCCACCACGACGGCUACAUCCACGGCCACGGCCACUUCCACGUCUACUAGUUCAACCUCCACAGCUUCCCCUACUUCCACUACCGCUGUUACUGUUGCAACUGAUGGCAGUGCUCAGUUCACUGCUAUUGGCGAUGCCAUUCUGUACGCCCAGAGCAAUGGAAUCCCCACGGUCACUGUUUCUGCAGGAACAUAUACCCAAUCAUUCACCAUUUCGGCAACCCCCACCGUCACUGUCAUUGGUCAAAGCAGUGAUGAAAAUGACUACUCUGGGAAUGAAGUUACCAUCACCAAUUCUGGCGUCCAAACUCCCGGAACCCUUCUAACUGUGAAUAACAACGUUAAACAAGUGACCUUUAAGAACAUCAACUUCCAGAACACUGCUACAGCUUUGGGUGCCAUGAUAUUGAAGGGAAACAAAUACGCUUUCUACGACUGUCAAAUUGUUUCUACGGGAUCCUUGGCUGUCACUGCCAGUGUUGGUCUCGGUGUAAUUGCCAACUCCUACAUUGAGGCUGCCGAUAAGAUUAUUUAUGGUGGUGCCAAUAUCUAUGUUUACAACACCAAGAUCGUCCCUACUGAUAACAACGCACUUGUGGCUUACAUGAAGGGUACUACGUCUACUGCGGGAUCGGUACUCUACAAUUCGACUGUAGUCUUUGACCAGGUUACUGUGGCCCAGAAGUCCGGAGCGUCCAAUACCAAUGUCUAUUUGGCUUCUGCCAAUGGCGCUGGAAUCGUUGUCGUGUACCGUGACUCCGUGUUAGGAAGUUUCAUUGCUGCGUCCGGUGCUCACGUUGACACCAUCACCCUAGACGGCUACAACUUCUUUGGAGAGUACGCCAACACUGGCUCGGGAGCUUACUCAAGCAAUUCUGCGACUCGAUCCAAGUAUGUCUCUCUCCUGGAUGCAUCCGAUUUGUCGGACUACAGCCUUGCUGCUGUCUUUGCUGCAGCCAACCCGACAUACGCUUCUUCCGAUAUCACUUGGGUUGACUCUUCUGUGUUGGCCGCCAUCGAGAGCGCAGAUGUGAUCACAACUACCUCCGUUGCUUCAACUACGGCCGCUGCCACUACAGCUUCCUCUGCCGCCACCACUAGCACCGCUGCCACUUCCACCACCUCCUCAGCCGCCACUGCCACAUCUACAUUCGUUGUCGACGCGACCUCGGGCCCUUAUAAGAACGUCACCGCUGCCAUUGCCGCGCUUCCUAGUGAUGGAGAAGAGUACACAAUCUACAUCAAGAGCGGCACAUACAACGAGCAGAUUUCUAUUACUCGCACUGGAAAGACCAUUCUCCGUGGUGAAACUACCUACGAGAACGACUACACCGAAAACACAGUCACCAUCGAGUACUCUAAUGGAGAACUGACUAGUGCUGGUGAGGAUGAGACUACUCCUGUUGUCAACGCCAAGAACACCGAUGGCAAGGGACUAGCUAUCUAUAACAUCGACUUCAAGAAUACUUACCCCCAAACUGCCAACACUGCCGCCCUCGCCGCUGAUUUCUACGGCACCGUCCAGGCAUAUGGAUGUUCUUUUAUUGGAUACCAAGACACUCUUCUCGCAAACAAAGGCACCCAGGUAUUCUCAAACUGCUACAUUGAAGGUUCUAUCGAUUACAUUUGGGGAUUUUCGACCGCAUACUUCUACCAGUCUGUCAUCGCUACCAAUACUGCUGGUGCAUGUGUCGCCGCUAUGAGCCGUGCUUCGGCCACUACUGCAGGUGGUUACGUGUUCGACAAGUGUGUUGUGACCUACACCUCAACUUAUGGUAGCACAUACGAGGACACCUGGCUCGGAAGACCUUAUUCCGAAUACAGUCGUGUUGUCUACAUGAACUCGUAUAUCGACAAGCAUAUCAAUCCCGCUGGUUGGCACAUUUGGUCAACGAGCGCUCCUCAAACUGACUAUGUCACGUUUGGAGAGUUCAACAACACUGGUCCAAGCAGCUGGUCCAGCAGCCGCGCAUCGUUUGCCACUAACUUGACUGAGACCGAAGCCGAGGCUUACACACUGGCUAACUGGAUUGGAGACACUACCUGGCUCGAUAUGGAUGCUUUUAACUACGUUCCUUCUUACAGUCUGACUGGAGAUGCUAGCACAACCACUACCACUACCACUACCACCUCAGUCUCGACUUCCACAUCUACAGCCACUGCCUCCUGGACCCACCCCACAAGUGGUACCACUCCCCCCACUGGUGCAGUUCUUGUCAGUGUCUCUGGAGUUAUCGAUGGCUCUUAUAGCAACCUGACGGAUGCCCUGGCGUCUCUGCCUGAUGAUACCACAACACAAGUGAUCUUCAUGUACGCUGGAACUUAUGACGAGCAGGUUCCGUCCAUUGAUCGAGAUGGUCCUGUCAUGAUCAUUGGUUACACCACCGGAAAUCCUGGUCAAAGCUAUGCCGAUAACGAGGUUACCAUCACCUUUUCUCGUGGGCUUUCCGUUUCUCCAUUGCCUACAGGCCACUCUGAUGCCGAAACGGCGACUGUUUCCACUGCCUCGACCCAGAUUGCGUUCUACAACGUCAACAUUAUCAAUUCGGACAACCUUGACGGUUCGGAAUCGUCUUAUGUGACUUUGGCUGCCUCCAUAUAUGGCACCCACAUUGCAUUUUACGGUGUCUACAUGCAGGGUUGGCAGGAUACUCUCCUCACUGGCAGCACUACCGGUUACCAGUAUUAUGAGUCAUCUUACAUCGAGGGUGCCAUUGACUUCAUUUGGGGUUACUCCAAGGCCUACUUCAAAGGAUGCACGAUCGGAGCCAAAAGAGCCAAGUCGGCAAUGACAGCGCAGAGCAGAGCUUCAUCCAGUGCCAUUGGAGGAUACAUCUUUGACCAGACACUAUUCACUGCUGCGGCUGAUGCUACAGUCGACCUCACUGAGACUGUGUAUCUCGGUCGCCCCUACUCCGAAUAUGCGCUUGUCAUCAUCAAGAACUCCUACAUUACCGAUGUGAUCAACCCAUCCGGAUGGAAGGUUUGGUCCACUACAGAUCCUCGUACGGACUAUGUCACAUUUGGUGAAUACAACAACUCGGGCCCUGGAAACUGGGAGAACAAUGAGGCUGCUCGUGAGGCUUUCGGUUAUGCCACUCUUCUCACGGAGGACAACUACUCCCUGGAAAGUGUUAUGGAUUCUACCGACUGGAUUGAUAUGACCUACUGGGAUUCUAUUGACACUCCCACCUCGGUCUCGGGGACGGCGACGGCGACGGCGACAGCUACGGCCACCACAACCACUGCUACUGCCACUGCCACUUCGGCAUAUGAUGGAACGACUCCGCCAACCGGAGCCUACAUUGUCUCGAAGUCCAGUCUUGGAUCAAACACAACUUACUACGAUACUAUCCAGAGUGCCCUCGAUGCCAUUCCCACUUCGUCGAAGGUCACGCCGACCAUUUUCAUUUACCCUGGAACUUACGAGGAACAGCUUGUCAUUAGCAAGUCUGGAUCUGUCAUUUUGGCUGGUUAUUCAGAGUCCACUUAUGACUAUUCCAGCAACCAGGUCACCAUCCAGUACAACAGAGGUGUCGACACCCAAGCUGAUGAGUCCAACUCAGACAGUGCAACGGUUUAUGCUACUGGAAAUUACUUCCAGGCCAUUAACAUCAACUUCGUGAACAAUAAUGGUACAGAGGAUGAUGUCGCGUCUCUUGGUUUUGCUGUUAAGUCAAGCAAAUAUGCCAGUCUUUACGGCUGUCAAGUGACAGGUAACCAGGACGCUUUGCUGAUCAACGGAUACUUCUGGAUGUCGAACUCUUAUGUCGAGGGAAACAUCGACAUGAUUUGGGGAAGUGGUGCCGGUUAUUUCCUCAACACCACAAUCUCGCCUAAUGAAGAUGGUAUCAACCUCACUGCCGAUAAGCGCACGACAAGUACGACCGCUGGAGGCUUUGUCUUUGACCAAUGCACAAUCAUACCUUCCACUGGCGCUGGAACCAUGUCGAAGAUCUCCCUCGGAAGACCUUGGAAUGAAUAUGCUCGAGUCGCUUACAUCGACUCUUACCUUGACUCCUGCGUUGAGGCUGCUGGAUGGAACGAAUGGUCUUCAUCCAGCCCACAGACUUCUGGAGUUACCUUUGCUGAGUAUAACAAUUAUGGUCCUGGUUCAAGCACCUCGAAACGUGCCACGUUUUCCACACAGCUCAAUAGCACCGGAGCUGAGCAAUUUGAAGUGGCCAACUUCUUCGCCACGACGUCCUGGAUUGAUUUCACUCACGUGUUUGGCGUGCCGUUCGUUCCUGAUCAGAGUACCACCACGACGUCUGUCAGUGUUUCCACUGCUACCCCGACAUCGACUUCUAUUUCCACGGAGACUGUUACCACCACAAUCGAUGUUGUGACCACCACUACUUCGGACAUUGUGGCUAUCAUUACACCAACUGACAAGACUUCCACUGUCAAGUCUACCAUCACCCUGACUAUUACACCUGAUGUGGUUUCGGCGACAACAACAGCAAAGUCGACUAUCACCACCACGGAGACUGUGACCGAACCGACAAAAUUGACCACAACAACCUCAAUUGUUACUAUUGAUGUUGGCUCGACCGUUACACCCGACGCGACGACUGUUACUUCAACUGUCAAGUCUACCACCACAGACACUGUGACCGUUACUGGAAAGGCCACCACUACAACUGUGAAGAGCACCUUGACUACAACAUCCACAGUUACUGCCGAAGCAUCCACUUCGACUGUCACAGAUAUCGCAACGGUUACAAGUGUGAAGACAACCAGCGCCAAGGCAGGCAAGACGACCUCCACUGAAUUCGUCACUGUCGGUAGUGGAGGCACAACAACUAUCAGCACCAAGGCAACAACUUCGACUGUUACUUCCACGUCAACAAAGACAACCACCAAGACCGUUACCACAACCAUCAGCUGUGAUGCCGCUACAAAGAAGAAGCGCGAUCUUGUUCCCCGGGCUAUUACUGCCAAAGUGACUGCCUAUACCACUAGCGUGGAUGUCGUGACGAAGACUUCGACCUCAACAUUGGCAGCCGCAACUGACUAUGUCACUUCUUUUGUCACAAAGACAACAUCCAUCAAGGCCUCGACCAUUACCUCCACUGUCACUUCUCUUGCCACUAAGGUCGCGAGCACCACAAUCCCAGCCGUCACCUCCACUGUCACUACCGUAGAGACAACUUCAGUUGGCAAGACCACCACUCUGAAGGCAUCGACUGUCACCAGCACUAUCACUACAGCAUCCGUGAAGACGCAAACCGUGACUUCCCCUGGUGAAACGGUAACAACUACCAGCGUCAAGACGACAGGUGUCAAGAGCACGCUUUCGCUUCCUGCUUCCACUACCACGAUUACCAAGACGACAACUAUCAAGAGCACCACUACUCUUCCCGCGACCACAAGCACUGUCAUCAAGACAUCCACUGUGACCAACGAACCCUCGGUCACUAUCACUGAACGGGCAACUUCUACUUCGACCAAGGUUGUAAGCACCACGUCGACUGCUACCGUGACCGCAACAAAGACGGCCAAGUGCUCUUGA
Messenger RNA from Penicillium odoratum, 5559 nucleotides. Its product is annotated as putative pectin methylesterase. Gene Ontology annotation, biological process: cell wall modification. The coding region runs from base 1 to 5559 and encodes 1852 amino acids. The transcript has 5 exons. Lineage: Eukaryota; Fungi; Ascomycota; Eurotiomycetes; Eurotiales; Aspergillaceae. Gene Ontology annotation, molecular function: pectinesterase activity. The record is from RefSeq and is a predicted model, not a curated record.